UUAAAAAUGGAAAAACAAGACGUGCACUUCAGACAUAUUUUAUUGUAUUACUUCCGAAAAGGCAAGAACUCAUCGCAAGCACAAAAGAAGUUAUGUGCCGUAUAUGGAAAUGAAGCCUUGAAAGAAAGGCAGUGCCAAAAUUGGUUUGCCAAAUUUCGUUCUGGUGAUUUUUCACUGAAAAAUGCUCAACGAUCUGGCUGUCCAGUUGAAGUCGAUGAGAUCCAUAUCAAGGCCAUUAUCGAUUCAGAUCGUCAUAGUACAACACGUGAUAUUGCGGAGAAGCUCAAUGUAUCGCAUACAUGCAUUGAAAAAAAAUUAAAAAUGCUUGGUUAUGUCAAGAAACUCGAUUUAUGGAUCCCUCACCAGCUUAAGGAAAUUCAUUUGACGCAACGCAUUAGCAUCUGAGAUUCGCUUCUGAAACGCAACGAAACUGAUCCAUUUCUGAAAAGCCUAAUUACUGGCGACGAAAA
This is a messenger RNA of Vespa mandarinia (Asian giant hornet), 470 nucleotides long. RefSeq names its product histone-lysine N-methyltransferase SETMAR-like. NCBI's taxonomy places the organism in Eukaryota, Metazoa, Arthropoda, Insecta, Hymenoptera, Vespidae. The record is from RefSeq and is a predicted model, not a curated record.